Messenger RNA from Hemisphaericaspora subhashii, 2409 nucleotides. RefSeq names its product Cwh41p (gene CWH41). Gene Ontology annotation, biological process: oligosaccharide metabolic process; protein N-linked glycosylation. The record is from RefSeq and is a predicted model, not a curated record. NCBI's taxonomy places the organism in Eukaryota, Fungi, Ascomycota, Pichiomycetes, Serinales, Debaryomycetaceae. The transcript has a single exon. Gene Ontology annotation, cellular component: endoplasmic reticulum membrane. Gene Ontology annotation, molecular function: Glc3Man9GlcNAc2 oligosaccharide glucosidase activity. Bases 1 to 2409 code for a protein of 802 amino acids.
AUGGAUGAAGACAACUUGGAAGACGAAGAAUUCUUCCUCAAUGAAAAUGCCGAUUUAGCAACCCGUUAUUCGAAAAUGGCAAACGAUUCCUUGUUAUGGGGUCCUUAUAGAUCAUCCUUAUACUUUGGCAUAAGACCAAGACUUCCUCGUUCCUUACUUUCAGGUCUUAUGUGGUUCUCAAUGGAUGAUUAUAAUGGCGUGGGUAAGAUUCGUCAUUUUUAUGAACAACAUGAUAAUAUGAAACAUGCGAAUUGGGUUUCUUAUGAUCCAAGAAUUGGUGGGAGACAGAUUAUAGAUGAUCAUGAAUGUCAUGUUAAGUUAACAUUUGACUUUGUCAAGAGUGCAGAUGGACAUUCUUGGGGAGUUAAGAUUAGAUCAGAUCCACAUCCGGGAUAUGAAAAUGUCAAGAUUUCAUUUGUGUGGUAUUCAGGAUUAGAAGGAGAGGAUAAAAAGUCACCUCUGAAGAAUCAAAGAAGUGGAUAUUUGAAUAUUGAGAAUAAGCGGAAUGUACUUGGAUAUGAAGGAGUAGUUACUCUUUUCGGUAUCUCAGAAGAAUUGGGUGCAUUUGAUUUAAAAAUCAAUGAUGGACCAAAAACUAAUAAGCAUCCCAAGGGUAACAGUUCCCAUCCUGAAUUAGACCCAUCCAAGUCCCAUCACUAUAGUUUAACCGUACCUGAUGACAAUGUAUGGAAAGCUAAAGAGAUUUUUGUCACCAUGCUUCAAGAAUCAGUUAAAAAAUUGGUUGAAGAAUUGAAUGGAAUAGAAACUAUUCCACCUGAAAAUUUGUACAUAUUAAGAGAUUUAAAUGAUUUUGAAGGAAAUCUCCACUUCGUUCAAAAGAUAUAUCAAGGAAAAUGUGAAUUUGAUGUAGUUUAUACCAAUUCAAUGUCUCCACGUACCGAAAUCAUCACUUUUGAAAACAUCAACGAAAAAUCCCAACAGAUCUUAGUUCAAUUCGAUAUAAAAUUCAAAGAACAUUUCCAACUUAGUCCACCAUUUACCAAUUCCCCAAAGCAUCAAAAAUUCGGUAAAGAAGUCUUAUCAGGUCUCUUGGGUGGUAUUUCAUAUUUCUAUGGUGAUCAUUUAGUCGACAGAGACACCGUAUUCGAUGAAGACUCCUUCGAAUCCCACGACCUCCAUGGACAACUUGAAGGACCCCAUGAACUCUUCACCCUCGUCCCAUCUCGACCAUUCUUCCCUCGUGGAUUCUUAUGGGAUGAAGGAUUCCACUUAUUACCCCUCCUCAACUAUGACUCCGACCUAGUCCUCGACAUCACCAAAUCAUGGAUGAACCUAAUCGAUUCCGACGGUUGGAUUGCCCGUGAACAAAUCUUAGGUCCAGAACUGAGACUGCGUGUUCCGGUUGAAUUCCAAGUCCAGAGUCCACAAAUCGUCAAUCCACCAACCCUUACACUCGCCCUCACUUAUUUAUUAGAUAAAAUUCAUGGAUAUGGUGAUCUCAGUGAACCCAUUAUUAUCGAUGAUCAGCUCAAUCGAGAAAAUCUCGGCAGGUUCGUAUUGCAUCAUCCUGAUGUAUUGACUAAUUAUACCCGAGAAGUAUAUCCCAAACUCCAGGCUCAUUUUGAGAUGUUUCGCCGGACACAACAGGGAUAUAUUGACGAAUUUGACAGGGGGACUAAUCCGGAAGCAUAUAGAUGGCGAGGAAGGACUGUGACGCAUUGUCUUGCCAGUGGGUUGGAUGACUAUCCUAGGGCAUUGCCUGCUGAUGUGGCGGAAUUGAAUGUGGAUUUACUUUCUUGGAUUGGGAUUAUGAGUAGGUCGAUGGGGAUGAUGGCGGAGAUAUUGGGGAUAGAGAAGGAUGUGGUCAAAUAUAAGAAGAUCGAAGCUGAUAUUGUUGAAAAUCUUGAAAAGUUGCAUUGGUCAGAAGAGAAAAAGACAUAUUGUGAUGUGUCGGUGAAUGAAGAUGAUGAAGAUAUUCAUGUUUGUCAUAAAGGAUAUAUUUCCCUUUUCCCAUUCUUAACCAAAUUGAUCCCUGAAGAUCAUGUGGAGAAGUUGGGUGCGAUUAUUGAUUUAAUUGCCGAUGCAGAAGAAUUAUGGACUGAGUUUGGGAUCAGAUCAUUAUCGAAAUCAGAUGAGAUGUAUAAAACCGGAGAAGAUUAUUGGAGAUCACCAAUUUGGAUAAAUAUAAACUAUCUAAUCUUGGAAUCUAUUCAAUAUUAUCAUGCUCAAAGUGCAACUCAUAUGUCACUGGAAUUAAGAGAAAAGUUCGCAAAGACAUAUCAUGAUUUACGUUUGAAUUUGGUGAAUAAUAUUGUUGACCAAUGGGAAAAGACUGGAUUUAUUUGGGAACAGUAUAAUGAUGAGACUGGGAGUGCACAGGGAGCCAAGAAUUUCUUGGGUUGGUCAUCGGCAGUGUUGUUAAUGAUGAAAAUGCCUGAAAAUCUCUAG